GGUGCUUUUUUAUUUUUUCGGAUUUUUUUUUUUAGUGGUUAGUGAUAGAUUUGAAUGAAGCAAGAAGUUUCAUGUCCUUUUUCUUGCUCCUGUGUGGGUCCUUCGUUUUUCCACUGGUAAAUGACAGCCUAAUCGCCAGCCUGGAAAGGGUUGUUAUAGCUAUAGUUCCCCCACUAAAAAGCUAUCUGCUUUGAUGAGUUUUCAUGGCUGCACUCCUUCAACGUCAACUGAGUAUUGAUAUUUGAUUCAAAUCCAAAUUACCCUCACUACCAAAUUCUUUACAUUUCUCUUUCUUGGAGGUAAGGGUGUAUUUAUCAGCAAAGUUUGUCAUUUUAUUUCUUUUCAUUUUCCAGAUUGCAGUAGUUUGUAUACACUUUUAUACAGAGGUAUAUUUGGUUGGAAUUUGGUUUUGGUAGAUCUGGGGUUUAUGAGGAUAUGGGUUUUCGGAAGUGAGUGAUUGGGGAACUGGGUUUCCAGAACUUGGUCUCUUGAGGUCUUAGUGAAACAAUUUGGAGUUCCAUUAAUUUUUCUGAGAUUCUGGCGGAAUGGGACUUAGAUACUGGUAACUGAUUUCGGGUUUAGCCGUUUAGGAUCUAGACAGUGCAUGUAAUUUAUGGUUUAUUGAGUUGGGAGUUGGUCAUUGUCUUGUUUGCUGGGAGUUGGGGGAUUUUGGAUAACGCUGAAAUGAAGCUUUUGAGUUGGUUACCUAUAUUUCUUGCUCUUGUUCUUUUUGAUCUUAUUGGUUACUAUACAUCAUUUGCCACAUUCUCUCCUCCUGAUAAUUACUUGAUUGCUUGUGGUUCUUCCCAAAGUGUUACCUUCCAAGGUAGAACUUUUGUUCCUGAUUCGCAGCAUUCUUCCCUCACAUUGAAGAGUGUAACCUCUGUUGUUGCUGUCUCCAAUUCUAGUUUCCCAUCCCCUAUCUAUCAAUCUGCUCGAAUCUUCUCUAAGGUAGCAUCUUACAAAUUCGAAAUUCAGCAAGAAGGAAGGCAUUGGAUCCGCCUCUACUUUUACCCUGUUCCAAACUCUGGCCAAAACUUGACAUCUGCAUCAAUUACUGUAGUCACAGAUGAGUUUGUGCUCUUGAACAAUUUCACAUUCAAGAACUACAAAGGUUCUUAUAUGUUCAAGGAGUAUGCAGUCAAUGUGACAUCUGAUAGCUUGACCCUUUCCUUCAUCCCUUCAAACAAUUCCGUAGCAUUUGUUAAUGCAAUUGAAGUUGUUUCUAUCCCUGAUGGAAUCUUCCCUGACCAGGCAUUUUCUGUAAAUCCACGUGCCCCUUUUAGCGGUCUUUCUGAACUUGCCUUUGAAACUGUUUACCGGUUAAACAUGGGAGGUCCAUUGAUAACGGCACAAAAUGAUACUCUUGGAAGAACUUGGGAAAAUGAUGCCAAAUACCUACAUGUGAACAGUUCUGCUGUGAAUGUCACAGCUAACCCUGCAUCCAUAAAGUAUCCAGCUUCCGUCACAACUGAAACAGCACCAAAUUGGGUUUAUGCCACUGCUGAAGCCAUGGGAAAUGCAAAUGUUGCCAACAUGAACUUCAACAUAACUUGGGUUUUUCCUGUCAAUCGGAAUUUCUCUUACUUCAUUCGGGUGCAUUUCUGUGAUAUUGUUAGCAAAGCAUUGAAUAGUCUUGUGUUCAAUCUCUAUAUUAAUGAUGAUAGCGCCCUUGAAAGUUUUGACCUAUCAUCUUUUACCAAUGAUCUGAAUGUACCCUAUUACAGAGACUUUGUCUCUAAUUCGUCUCUGGAUUCCAAUACUUUGACUGUCAGUGUUGGCCCAGAUAGGGAAGCAGAUAUCACUAAUGCAACCAUGAACGGUCUGGAGAUUAUAAAGAUCAGCAAUGAAGCUAAAAGCUUGGAUGGGCUUUCUUCUGUUGAGAGCCUUCUUCCUGAAUCACCCUCAAAGAAAAGCAUGACUGGAAUCAUCAUUGGUUCAGUUGUUGGAGCUGUAGCUGCAUUUGCUCUUAUUGGUUUCUGUUACUGUUGCUUGGUGGUCCGCAAGUCGAAGACCACCCUCCAGGGCCAUCCAUUGCUGCCUUUGCCAUUGUAUGGAAAUUCUCAAACCAUGACAAAGAUGUCCACAGCAUCUCAAAAGAGUGGAACAGCAAGCUUCAUGUCAUUGGCUUCCUCCAACCUUGGCAGAUUCUUCUCAUUCCAAGAAAUUCUUGAUGCAACCAAUAAGUUUGAUGAGAACCUGCUUCUUGGGGUUGGUGGCUUUGGCAGGGUCUACAAGGGUACACUUGAAGAUGGGACCAAAGUGGCAGUGAAAAGAGGAAACCCCAGAUCAGAACAAGGUCUUGCUGAAUUCCGAACUGAGAUCGAAAUGUUAUCCAAGCUCCGUCAUCGCCACCUUGUCUCACUUAUUGGCUAUUGUGAUGAACGGUCAGAAAUGAUUCUUGUUUAUGAAUACAUGGCUAAUGGACCUCUCAGGAGCCAUCUGUAUGGAACAGAUCUACCACCAUUAUCAUGGAAGCAACGUCUUGAAAUAUGUAUUGGUGCUGCAAGGGGCCUUCAUUAUCUUCACACAGGUGCUGCUCAAAGCAUUAUCCAUCGUGAUGUCAAGACAACAAACAUUCUGUUGGAUGAGAAUUUUGUAGCCAAAGUUGCUGAUUUUGGCCUUUCAAAGACUGGUCCAGCUCUUGAUCAGACCCAUGUGAGCACUGCUGUUAAGGGUAGCUUUGGUUACCUUGAUCCUGAAUACUUCCGAAGGCAACAGCUCACGGAGAAAUCAGAUGUAUAUUCAUUUGGAGUGGUUCUAAUGGAAGUUCUUUGUACUAGACCAGCUUUAAAUCCAGUUCUUCCUAGGGAACAAGUUAAUAUAGCAGAGUGGGCAAUGACCUGGCAGAAGAAGGGUAUGUUGGACCACAUCAUGGAUCCCAAUCUGGUGGGAAAGGUGAAUCCAGCUUCUCUCAAAAAGUUUGGGGAGACAGCUGAGAAAUGCCUUGCUGAGCAUGGAGUUGAUAGGCCAUCGAUGGGGGAUGUCUUAUGGAAUCUUGAAUAUGCUCUGCAGCUUGAGGAAACCUCAUCUGCACUGAUGGAACCAGAAGAUAAUAGCACAAACCAUAUUCCAGGCAUUCCUUUGACACCACUUGAGCCAUUUGAUAACAGUGUAAGCAUAAUUGAUGGAGGGAACUCUGGAACAGAUGAUGAUGCUGAAGAUGCCGCAACAAGUGCUGUAUUUUCCCAGCUAGUAAAUCCUCGCGGAAGGUGAAAAGUAAAACUCCCACCGUUUUCAGUCAAUAGAAAUUCUAGUGACUGUUUGGCCAUCCGGUCCUGGUGUAGAGAGUUCCUGGAAAAUGCCAAGGGAAUAAACUAAGAUUAUUUCGCAUUUAAAUUAUUCUGCCUUUUUUUUUCCUUCACAUUUUCAUCCAUAGUAUAUUUAGUUUGUAAUAUAGUUCAAUGAUGGAAACUAAUUAAUCCAUCAGCAUUUGCGUGCAACGCACCAUAACAUUUGCUCAUUGUCUUUGUUUUACAUUCAUCUGGGUUCCUGCUGCCCAUUCAAUUUUUCACACAGUUACCAGAUAUUCAAUGUAUUGGGUUUAUAUUAUUAUGUUAUGUUUUACUGAAUGAGAAUAGAAAUAAGUCAUAAAUUACUUUCAGCGA
Messenger RNA from Manihot esculenta (cassava), 3608 nucleotides. RefSeq names its product receptor-like protein kinase THESEUS 1. Gene Ontology annotation, biological process: protein autophosphorylation. The coding region runs from base 685 to 3216 and encodes 843 amino acids. NCBI's taxonomy places the organism in Eukaryota, Viridiplantae, Streptophyta, Magnoliopsida, Malpighiales, Euphorbiaceae. Gene Ontology annotation, molecular function: ATP binding; transmembrane receptor protein tyrosine kinase activity. The record is from RefSeq and is a predicted model, not a curated record. Gene Ontology annotation, cellular component: plasma membrane; plasmodesma. The transcript has a single exon.